Molecule: messenger RNA, 2386 nt
Organism: Nelumbo nucifera (sacred lotus)
Lineage: Eukaryota; Viridiplantae; Streptophyta; Magnoliopsida; Proteales; Nelumbonaceae
Product: cysteine-rich receptor-like protein kinase 25
Biological process (GO): protein phosphorylation
Cellular component (GO): plasma membrane
Molecular function (GO): protein serine/threonine kinase activity; ATP binding
Source: RefSeq, a predicted model, not a curated record
CUAUAAAUUUUUAUUAAACACAUUAACACAGAAGAAUUGAUUGCUUGAUUUGUGAUCUUUAAUUCUAUUGAUUUGAAAAGCUUACCAAUUCCAAUGAUCCGUCCUCACGGUACAACGAUUACUCAGUUACUGCUGCUCUCCUUGCUUUAUGUUUCUGUUGGCUUCUCCUCUGCUACUCCAACCUACGUUACAGAAUAUUGCGAAAACACAACCGCUAAUGAAUUCUUUCCAAAUAGCUCCUACCAACUAAAUCUCAAUCUCGUCCUCUCUUCUCUAACCUCUAAUGCUUCGGCCCGCAAUGGAUUUUCCAACGCUACCGCUGGUCAGUCUAACAAUACAGUUUACGGUCUCUUCCUCUGCAGAGGCGACGUCACCCACGACGUCUGCCGGAAUUGCGUCGAAACAGCGAGUCUGGAGAUCAUACGCAGAUGUCCCAACCGUAAAGUGGCGUAUAUAUGGUACGACGAGUGUAUGCUGCGAUAUUCCAACCUCUUCAUCUUCUCCACUAUAAACGAGGUGCCUGGGUUUUCGUUUUCUAAUUCACCAAACAUCUCGGACCCAGAUGGGUUUAGAGAGCUAUUGAUUCAGGUUGUCAACCGCCUUACAAACCGAGUAGCAUUUGAUCCUUCUGUGGGCAAGUUUACAACCGGAGAAUAUAACUUCACAAGCUCUCAAACGUUAUAUAGCCUUGCGCAGUGCACUCCAGACUUAUCUGCAAACGAUUGUAACAGAUGUCUUCGAGGUUCUAUUGCUCAAAUCCCGAUAUGCUGUGACGGGAAGCAAGGAGCAAUCAUUCUCAACCCUAGCUGUAGCUUGAGGUACGAUAUGUACCCUUUCUUUCGGGUUACAGCCGUUACAGAAGUCCCUUCAACGACGACGACAACCAAUACAUCUACCGGCAAGGGGAGGAAUAGAUCUCGAACUAUUGUUCUUAUCGUUAUUCCUUUAAUUUCAGUAUUGGUUCUCCUCUGUGCCAUCUUCGUUUCAUUCAGGAGAAAGAGAAAAAGGGCAAAAGCUGAGGAUGAGGUUCAGAUGGUUGAUUCCUUGCAAAUGGAUUUUGAUACAAUCAAAGCUUCAACAAACAACUUUGCCGAUGUUAACAAGCUUGGAGAAGGUGGAUUUGGUGUAGUUUAUAAGGGUAGGCUCUUGGAUGGACAAGAGAUCGCUGUGAAGAGACUGUCCAGAAAUUCUGGACAAGGUGAAAUGCAAUUCAAAAAUGAAGGGGCAUUAUUAGCAAAGCUUCAACACAGAAACCUUGUUCGGCUCUUAGGCUUCUGCCUGGAAGGAGAAGAAAAGUUGCUCAUCUAUGAGUUUGUUUACAAUAAAAGCCUUGACCAUUUUCUAUUUGAUCCAAUCAAACGUGCAGACUUGACUUGGGAAAAGCGUUACAGAAUUAUAGUAGGGGUUGCCCGAGGGCUUCUUUAUCUUCAUGAAGAUUCCCGACAUAGGAUUAUUCAUCGGGAUCUCAAAGCUAGCAAUAUUUUGCUUGAUGCGCAGAUGAACCCAAAAAUUGCAGACUUUGGCAUGGCAAGACUUUUUGUACCAGAUCAAAUUGAGGGGAAGACACGUAGAGUGGUCGGAACAUAUGGAUAUAUGCCGCCGGAAUAUGCAAUUCGUGGACAGUUUUCAGUUAAGUCGGAUGCUUUUAGUUUUGGUGUUCUUCUUCUUGAGAUUAUGACUGGUCAGAGGAACAAUGCUUUCUAUCAAACAGAGCAGGCAGAAUACCUCCUAACUCAUGCAUGGAGACGGUGGAAGGAUGGUGCAGCUUUAGAGUUGAUUGAUCCUACAUUACAUGAUCACUAUUCAAGGCAUGAAGUGUUGAAAUGCUUCCAAAUUGCGUUGCUCUGUGUUCAGGAAGAUGUUGCUGACAGACCCACCAUGUCUUCAGUUACUCUGAUGCUUGACAGCUACUCUGUUACACUUGCAUUACCUUCACCACCUCCAUUUUACAUUGGUAGUAGAACCAAGUCCGUAAUUCCUGCAAAGAAGAAUGAGUCGCAAGGGAGUGAAUCAGAUCAAUCUGCAAGUAAGGUGUCACCACAGUCUGUAGGUAUGUCGUUGACUGAAGUAUACCCGCGAUAGUGUAAGGAGAGAAGCUUAAAAGUCAGAAAAAGUGAAAUUUUAUGUAGUUUAGCUCAACCUGAACCAGAGACAGGUUAACUGGUUUUCUUUCAUGUUGAUUUCAACAGUCAUAUAGUUUACUCUAGUUCAAUUUUAUUUCUGCUUUCACUAAUAUCAAUAAACUCGCAAGGAACUAAUCUUGCACAUUUUCAGUUGCAGAAGAUCUCAUGUAAAUUUACCUUUAGAUUUUUUCCAGUGUUCCCACUUAAGGAGGAACUUUCUUUUAAAUAGAAAGAUACAAAGGAGACUCUGAAACUUCAUGCUA